AUGUCUUCGGAAACUGAAAGUUCAGAUGGCGAGAACUUCGACGGAUUUGAUCCCGAAGAAGGUCAAGACGCGGAAAAUAACUUCUUGGCGAUGUUGAGACACCAAGGCAUUGGGGAUGAUGCUGUUAGCGAUGUUAGCGAGGUGGAAACAGAUGUGGAUGAUGCAGAAGUAGAGCUUGGUCCCGGCGGAGCGGCAGACGAUCAAGACGAAUGGCACGCCGGCUUUGACUAUUUUGAGAGAGGACUGCCACACAUUUUUACACCAAGGAGAAACACAGGACCCACAAGGUCCAUGCCACCAGAUAAGGAGCCAAUAGAUUUCCUGGCAUUGUUUUUAGAUCAGGUUUUGAUUGAUCUACUGUUAGAGGUGACCGGACGGUAUGCCCAACAGCAGAUUGACACAAAUCCGGAACAGAACAAACAACCCUGGAAGGAUGUUAGUGCUGCUGAAAUGAAAGCUUUCCUGGGUCUUUGUAUGGCAAUGGGUGUGACAAGGAAACCUUCAGUAAAACUUUAUUGGUCAACUGCUUCAUACUCAGAAACACCCCUCUUUGCUAGGACCAUGACGAGGGAUCGGUUUAGCCAGAUUCUCAGGUACUUACACUUUGCUGACAAUGACUUAGAACAGGAGCGGAAUAGCCCAACCUAUGAUCCCCUGUUUAAGAUCAGGACACUGGUUUCUCACCUGAACGAGAACUUUGUACAGGAAUAUGUUCUACGCAGGCGUGUGACAGUUGAUGAGUGUAUGGUUCCGUUUAAAGGAAAAGUACACUUCAAACAGUACAUGAGGCUCAAACCCCAAAAAUGGGGUGUGAAAGUGUGGGUGUUGGCCGAGUCAGACUGUAGCUAUGUCAGCUAUAUUGAUAUUUAUCCAG
This is a messenger RNA of Pecten maximus, 874 nucleotides long. Its product is annotated as piggyBac transposable element-derived protein 4-like. NCBI's taxonomy places the organism in Eukaryota, Metazoa, Mollusca, Bivalvia, Pectinida, Pectinidae. The annotation marks the transcript as partial. The record is from RefSeq and is a predicted model, not a curated record. The transcript has a single exon.